GACCGACGGGGUAGAGGCGGGGCCAGAGGCCUCGGCUGCUGCUGCAGGCUGGUGAGUGCUGGAUGCUGGGCCGCGAUCGGGACCGUCGAGGGCGGGGCGCUAGGCCCCCGGCGGCCGUAAUGAGGAGGCGGGGCUGGCGGUUGGGAGGCCGGGCUCGGGAGUCGGGGGCUGGGCCGUCGCGGCGGGGACCAGCCGGAUCGGAUGAGCGGGCCCGCCUGACGGGGGCGGGGCAUCGGGUUUAGGCCUCCGGCUGGGGCCUGGAAGAGCCCGGUUGGGGCGUCUGCGCUACUCGACUCGUGGUGCCUGAGCCGCGGCUUUUCCAAGGGCGUGGGCGUCACCCAGAGGCAGCUCGCUUGGCACCCAGGCGGGGUGUUUUCAUUUCCUCUCGUGACAGGUGCUCGAUUACCUGACGGCCUCAAGGGUCGUUUGUGCGCAUCUUCUCGGUUUGGAUGCUGCUUUGGCAGCCGUCUCUGACUCAUCUGAGGAAUCCCUGGCCCGAGCCCUUCUGAAACCCGUGGAUAUAAGACUUGUUCUCUCUCCACAUUGGUUCCUCAGGGAAGAGGGCGAUGACUAGGCAGGUGAAAAGGACCACUGAAGGUGAGAGGCUUUUUCUCAGGGGUUUCUAUGCCUGGUAACGUCCUAGAAAAUGGUAAUUAACUGUAGGGCUCACGUUGCUCUCAUAGGUUAUGUUAUCUGGAUUCUCUUUCCUGGAUUCCGCUCCUUUUCUUAUCGGGCCUGGUGCUUAUUAAGCUGUGUCUGUACUUUGUGGAUUCCAAGGACAGCCCUUGAGCACAUCUGGGAGGAGGGUGAGAGAGGGAAACAUGAUGUGGCUGCUGGCCUCCUGGGAAUACACUUCUUCUAGGCAUGGUGAAAGUCUGAGGGUUAGGACCAGGCUUUACUCUACUUUUGAGAAGGAGUUCUGAAGCAGCUUUGUGAUUUGGGAAGCCUGAAGUACCAAUGGGAGACCCUGCAGAGCGACCACCUUCUGUCAGAAGCACACACAAAGAAGCAGGUGGCUGCCUGCCCCGCCCAGCGCCAUGCACACGCUCGUGUUCCUGAGUAUGCGGCAGGUGCUCCAGUGCCAGUCAGCUGCCUGCCAGGCCUUACCCCUGCUGCCCCGAGAGCUCUUCCCCCUGCUCUUCAAGGUGGCCUUCAUGGACAAGAAGACAGUCGUACUUCGUGAGCUGGUGCACACAUGGCCCUUCCCACUGCUCAGCUUCCAGCAGCUGCUACAGGAGUGUGCCCACUGCAGCAGGGCUCUGCUGCAAGAGCGGCCCAGCACUGAGAGCAUGCAGGCUGUGAUUCUGGGACUGACUGCCCGGCUCCACACCGCAGAGGGUGAGGCUGGCACACAAUCCUUCUGCAGGAAGCAUGCUCUUCGGGUACUGGAUAUGACUGGUCUCCUGGAUGAUGGUGUGGAGCAGGACCCUGGUACCAUGAGCAUGUGGGAUUGCACAGCAGCUGUGGCCCGCACAUGCAUUGCCCAGCAGCAGGGCAGGAGUUCAGAGCAUGGCCCGGCUCCUGUCCCUGUGGAGGUUCGUGUGGACCUUCGGGUGAACCGGGCCUCCUACGCAUUCCUUCGUGAGGCACUCCGAAGCAGCCUAGGCAGCCCACUUCGGCUCUGCUGCCGGGAUCUCCGGGCUGAGGACCUGCCCAUGCGUAACACUGUGGCCUUGCUGCAGCUUCUGGAUGCAGGCUGCCUGCGCCGUGUGGAUCUGCGCUUCAACAACCUGGGGCUUCGUGGCCUGUCUGUCAUCAUUCCACAUGUGGCCCGUUUUCAGCACUUGGCCAGCCUGAGGUUGCACUAUGUACAUGGGGACUCAAGACAGCCCUCUGUGGAUGGUGAGGACAACUUCCGCUACUUCCUGGCUCAGAUGGGUCGCUUCACCUGUCUACGGGAGCUCAGCAUGGGUUCUUCGCUCCUUUCAGGCAGGCUGGACCAACUGCUCAGCACUCUGCAGAGCCCCUUGGAGAGUUUGGAGCUGGCCUUCUGUGCUCUGAUGCCUGAGGACCUGCAGUUCCUGGCACGGAGCUCCCAUGCUGCCCACCUCAAAAAGCUGGACCUGAGUGGGAACGACCUGUCAGGCAGCCAGCUGACACCCUUCCAGGGUCUGUUGCAGGCAGCAAGGGCCACACUGCUGCAUCUUGAACUGACUGAGUGCCAGCUUGCAGAUACCCAACUACUGGCCACACUUCCCACCUUGACUCAGUGUGCCAGUCUUCGCUACCUUGGCCUCUAUGGCAAUCCAUUAUCUAUAGCUGGCCUUAAGGAGCUGCUGCGGGACUCAGUGGUUCAGGCUGAGUUGCGCACUGUGGUGCACCCCUUUCCUGUGGACUGCUAUGAAGGUCUUCCCUGGCCACCACCUGCAUCUGUCCUGCUAGAAGCCUCCAUUAACGAGGAAAAGUUUGCUCGUGUAGAAGCUGAGUUGCACCAGCUACUGCUGGCUUCAGGCCGUGCCCAUGUGCUCUGGACGACAGACAUCUAUGGGCGCCUGGCUGCAGACUAUUUCAGUCUGUGAUCUCCAGCUUUGGAUGAUACACAGGUCAGGAGCCUUGUUGGAACUCUUCUGGAGGCCUGACACAGAUGCACUGGUGUCAGGCUUCUUACAGGGUUUGCCUUGUACCCUGGCACACCCUGAGCCUUCUGUUUUCUCUUGUGUCCUUCACUUUGCCUUGCACAUACUUCCUAACUGGCUAUGGGCACUGGGCUGGAUUUGAGGCCGGCAUUGUCCUAUUCAGCGUGGCUGUACUUUGGAGUCCUGGCCCUCUCUGUGGAUAUUCCUGGCAACCUAGCUGUGAGUUGAGAGGGUCAGUUGGUUCUCUGGGCCCUUCUGAAGAGUGCAGUGAACUGAAGUCAGGAUGGCCUGUUUCAGGGAGGCUUGGGGCCCCAUCUUUGAUACCCAAAUCAACCUCUCAGCUAGCUCUGGGACUGGAGGGUGUUAUGGAGGUACAAAAGUGCAGUGUAUCUGGAACUUU
Octodon degus (degu) is the source of this 2976-nucleotide messenger RNA. It is a transcript of the gene Lrrc14, whose product is annotated as leucine rich repeat containing 14. The transcript is spliced from 5 exons. Lineage: Eukaryota; Metazoa; Chordata; Mammalia; Rodentia; Octodontidae. The record is from RefSeq and is a predicted model, not a curated record. Gene Ontology annotation, cellular component: cytoplasm. Gene Ontology annotation, molecular function: kinase binding. The coding region runs from base 1038 to 2519 and encodes 493 amino acids.